This is a messenger RNA of Pipistrellus nathusii (Nathusius's pipistrelle), 318 nucleotides long. The record is from the annotation of a GenBank genome assembly. Lineage: Eukaryota; Metazoa; Chordata; Mammalia; Chiroptera; Vespertilionidae.
AUGUCUAAUUCAGAUCAAGGCACUAAAUGGACUAGCAGCAGCCAUGGAGCUCUGAAUAAAACAGCCAAUUCCUCCCCCAUGACUUUCCCCAGGACCAUGAGCUCCCUGAGGACAGGAUCUCCAGUGUUCGGCACAGGGCAACGAAGUUACCAGCCAGGGAUGCUUAAGAUCACUUCCAAUGAACUUGACCACUGCCCUGCUGCAGCCCUGCACCCCAAGAGGGAAAAGCUAACUGGGCCUACGAUGCUUCCUGCAGCUGGAGAAAUUUCAGGCAAAUACUGGGAUGAACACAAAAGGGUGAGUGAGAUGUUGGGGUAG